AUGGCCUCGAAAGACGAAUCGUCCGACAACUCCAAGGUAAUCAAAACUGAGCCCCUGGACAACAAAGACGCCAAAUGGGCAACGCUUGUGAAAAUCACCUACACUGACCCCAAAGGUGUUGAGCGCACAUGGGAGUCUGGGGAGCGUCUCACUCGACCCAAGGGAUCCGACAUCGACGGCGUCGGUGUUGCAGCAAUUCUUCAAGACCCGGCGAAACCAAACGAUGAGCCUCGGAUCAUCCUCCAAAAGCAAUGGCGCCCACCAGUCAAUGCGACCGUCAUAGAAGUUCCAGCUGGCUUGAUGGAUCCCGAUGAAAGUCCGGAAACCUGCGCCAUCCGCGAGCUGAAGGAAGAGACGGGGUACAUUGGGGAACUCGUGUCAGACAAGACCUUUCAAACUACUCCAAUCAUGUUUAAUGAUCCAGGUUUCUGCAAUACCAACCUCAGAAUGAUUCACGUCACGGUAGACAUGUCUCGGCCGGAGAAUCAAAACCCACAGCCGGAGCUCGAAGAGAACGAGUUCAUAGAGACAUUUUCCGUUCCGCUUAAAGAUCUCUAUGAUGAAUGCAUCAGAUUCGCGGAGCAAGGAUACGUUAUCGACGCAAGAGUUGGCACACUGGCGGAAGGGAUAGAGUUCGCAAAGAGAUGGAGGUUGGCAUGA
Alternaria arborescens is the source of this 660-nucleotide messenger RNA. RefSeq lists its product as hypothetical. Bases 1 to 660 code for a protein of 219 amino acids. Gene Ontology annotation, biological process: ribose phosphate metabolic process; nucleoside phosphate metabolic process. Lineage: Eukaryota; Fungi; Ascomycota; Dothideomycetes; Pleosporales; Pleosporaceae. Gene Ontology annotation, molecular function: ADP-ribose diphosphatase activity. Gene Ontology annotation, cellular component: cytosol; nucleus. The transcript is spliced from 4 exons. The record is from RefSeq and is a predicted model, not a curated record.